AUGGCCGCGGCCCUCUCGAUACUCGCGGCGAUGCUGCUCCCCUGCUGGGAGGAGUUCCCGCAAUUUAAAAAGGGGUCUACGAACGGGGCUAGGUGUUCCCACCACUUGGAGUGCUACAGCGACUGCUGUCUCAUCAACUUGGACCACGGUGCCUUCUGUGUCCCUAGGGCCAGAAUAACCAUGAUGUGCUUGCCCCAAACCAAGGGCGCCAUUGACAUCACAUGCCCCUGCCAAGUAGGCUUAAGUUGCAUACACAAGGACCCAGUCUGUACCCGCCGGUACCAUUUGAUUUAG
Messenger RNA from Delphinapterus leucas (beluga whale), 294 nucleotides. The record is from RefSeq and is a predicted model, not a curated record. Lineage: Eukaryota; Metazoa; Chordata; Mammalia; Artiodactyla; Monodontidae.